Zerene cesonia (dogface butterfly) is the source of this 1130-nucleotide messenger RNA. RefSeq names its product pupal cuticle protein (gene Cpr100A). The coding region runs from base 82 to 870 and encodes 262 amino acids. The record is from RefSeq and is a predicted model, not a curated record. Gene Ontology annotation, cellular component: chitin-based extracellular matrix. Lineage: Eukaryota; Metazoa; Arthropoda; Insecta; Lepidoptera; Pieridae. The transcript has a single exon. Gene Ontology annotation, molecular function: structural constituent of chitin-based larval cuticle.
CUGUUCAUAUAAAGCCUGUUGACCCGCCCGCCACGACACACUUUGUUACUUUCACGCGAGCAGUGCACAUUUUGAGCAAAAAUGUACAGGCUCAUUACGUUCGCCUUUGUUAUCGCGGCUGUCGCGUGUCAGCAACAGGAGGGCGCAAGGCGCGUCCCCAAAUACGCAGGUGAUCCGAGGACGGCUGCUAUUGUGCAAGAAGCGCGGUAUCUCAGUGGUAACGGAGCUUUCGGCGCCGCGUACCAACAAGAAGAUGGAAUCAACUUCAAGGAGGAAACCGACGCGGACGGCAACAGGAGAGGCAGCUACUCUUACAUCGACCCAACUGGACAGAAAAAGACAGUGAACUACAUUGCUGGCAAAAAUGGAUUCCAAGCUGUUGGUGACCACAUCCCAACUGCUCCCCAACCCGUGGCCCCCACUCCUGGAUACACGCCAGACCCCCGUUACCAGCCACCAGAAUACCAAUCCAACCAAUACAGUGCACCCCAACAAUACUCCGCACCCCAGCAGUACUCUGCUCCUCGUAACUACAACUCCAAACCCAGUGUAGAUGAUGGCCAAUAUCACCCAGAGUUGUACGAACAAGAAAACUACGUAGCCCCUCAACCUCAGUACCAGCCACAACAAUACCAAGCUCAACCACAAUACCAACCUCAACCUCAAUCUCAGUUCCAAGCUAACAACAUUUACCCUGGUGUUCAGCAAGCUCAAUACAGUGGUGUGCAAACCCAACAAUACAAUGCCCCCCAGGCUAGGGAGCAAUACUACGAACCGACCACUCCCCCACCAGCAAGAUUCUUUCCCCCAGGCAAGUUCAGUCUGAACAGGGCUCCUGACGGCUACACUUACUCAUUCCACAAAGUUUAAAUCUGUAGGUCGUGCCUCGGCGAUGGUAAUUGUGAAACACAUUAUCGUCGAGCUAUAGAAUCGCGCGGCGCACAUGCACCGCUGCUUUAGAGCAUUUCUUUAUUGUUGUUUUGCUGUGAUAUUGUGUGUUGACGGACAGUUUAAUAUUGUUAUGUUAUUGCAGAGGAGAGUUGGUAACGAAAUGCGUACGAAAAUUUGUAAAUAUAUGUAGCUGUACAUAAAUUAUAAACCGUUUUUAAAUAAAAUGUAUUCCUUGCCAA